GAGUGAUGGUUGUCAAAUUGAUUUCAUAACAGCAAUUUGUUUUGAUUCUCUUCCCAAAAAUAAUGGAAUGAGCAUUUUGCUUUACAACAAACCGGAAAUCAGCAGCGAUGAGUGUAAGCCGGGCACAUUCCGAAGAUCCCGACAUAGACCCACCAUCGGAGAGGUCUGUGGUCAUUUUUGGACGAGAUGUGAGCACGAUCCCAUGCUUUCGGAACAGCUUUCUGUACGGAAUCAGCAUCGGCAUGGGGGUAGGAUUUUUGGCAUUUCUGAAAACCUCCCGCCCACAGCUUUCCACGCACAUCGGGUUCGGCACGUUCAUGGCAACGACGCUUGGCUAUUGGUUUCCGUGUCGCUACAAUUGGUCUAAACAAAAGUUCGACACUGCUCAGUUGCAACAGGCACUGCAGCAGCAAGCCAUUUACGAGGGUACCGACAAGGAGCGUGAAACGCUAGCGGCAAAGAUGGAGCAUGCCUAAUGAGGGACAGUGCGUUCAGGUAGUCAGGUGUUUUGUUCGUUGUGAAUUAACAAAAAGUCGAUAAAAAAAGUUUCCUGUCGUUGAAUGCUUACUUAUAAA
This is a messenger RNA of Anopheles stephensi (Asian malaria mosquito), 575 nucleotides long. RefSeq names its product cytochrome c oxidase assembly protein COX20, mitochondrial (gene l(3)87Df). The coding region runs from base 108 to 476 and encodes 122 amino acids. Gene Ontology annotation, biological process: mitochondrial respiratory chain complex IV assembly. Gene Ontology annotation, cellular component: mitochondrion; mitochondrial inner membrane. The record is from RefSeq and is a predicted model, not a curated record. The transcript is spliced from 2 exons. NCBI's taxonomy places the organism in Eukaryota, Metazoa, Arthropoda, Insecta, Diptera, Culicidae.